CAGUGACUGCGCCUGCGCUAGCUCCUGGGCUUUCGCGGGGGCUGCUGGGCCGUGGAAAUCGGGGACGCGCUGGGGUGUGCGCAGCCGUGAGGACGCGCCUGUCUGCUUGCGCGCGCUGGAACCCGGACUCUUGAGUGGAAACCGAAGGCGCACGUGGGAGGAACGCGUGGAGCAUGAAGAGGCAGGGAGCCUCGUCCGGGCGGAAGCGAGCGCGGAUACCGUCCGGGAAGGCGGGAGCAGCAAAUGGGUUUCUUAUGGAAGUGUGUGUUGAUUCAGUGGAGUCAGCUGUAAAUGCAGAAAGAGGAGGUGCUGAUCGCAUUGAAUUAUGUUCUGGCUUAGUGGAAGGAGGAACCACACCCAGCAUGGGUGUCCUUCAAGUAGUGAAGCAGUAUGUCCAGAUACCAGUUUUUGUGAUGAUUCGGCCGCGUGGAGGUGAUUUUUUAUAUUCAGACCGUGAAGUUGAGGUGAUGAAGGCUGACAUUCGUCUUGCCAAACUUUAUGGUGCUGAUGGUUUGGUAUUUGGGGCACUGACUGAAGAUGGACACAUUGACAAAGAACUGUGCAUGUCCCUUAUUGCUAUUUGCCGUCCUCUGCCAGUCACUUUCCACCGAGCCUUUGACAUGGUUCAUGAUCCAAUGGCAGCUCUAGAGACCCUCUUAACUUUGGGAUUUGAAAGAGUAUUAACCAGUGGAUGCGACAUUUCAGCACUAGAAGGACUACCCCUAAUAAAGCGACUCAUAGAUCAGGCAAAAGGCAGGAUUGUGGUAAUGCCAGGGCUCAGUGAUAUUACUGUACCACCAAGAAAAAGAGUUAAUGAGUCUGAAAGAGUGUGGGGUGGCAUAACAGACAGAAAUCUACAAAGGAUCCUUGAGGGUUCAGGUGCUACAGAAUUCCACUGUUCCGCUCGGUUGGCUAGAGAUUCAGGAAUGAAGUUUCGGACUCAGAAGAGUAUUAUUCUCUCCAGUGCACAUCUUUUUAUGCUAGCCCAUUUUAUUCUCUUGUUUUAUGACCUAUCAAAAAUAUAUUUUAUGGGCCUCCCUGGUGGUACAGUGGUUGAGAAUCCACGUGCCAAUGCAGGGGACACGGGUUCAAGCCCUGGUCCGGGAAGAUCCCACAUGCACGGAGCACCUAAGCCCGUGUACCACAACUACUGAGCCUGCAUGCCGCAACUACUGAAGCCCGUGCGCUGGGAGCCUGUGCUCCACAACAAAGGAAACCACCACAGUGAGAAGCCCGUGCACUGCAAUGAAGAGUAGUCCCCGCUCGCCGCAACUAGAGAAAGCCUGUGCACAGCAACAAAGACCCAACGCAGCCCAAAAUAAAACAAACAAAUAAAUAAACAAAUUUAUGGAAAAAAAAGAUUCCAUGUGUUCCUUGAAGACAUUUAAAAUUUAUUAAUUAAUUAAUUUAUUUAAUGGGAUGAUGUGAAGUAAAGACCUAAAUUAAUUACUUUUUUUUUUUUUGGCCCCUCCACGCAGCUUGUACGAUCUUCGUUCCCCAACCAGGGAUUGAACCCAGGCCAGGGCAGUGAAAGCACCAAGUCCUAACCACUGGACCACCAGAGAAUUCUCAAUUACUUCUUUUUUAUUCUAAUAUGCUUCUGUCUAAAAAACAUCAAACUGCUCAUCCAAUUCUCUCUAGUUUGUCGACAGUUAAAAGCUUAUUCUUUGACUCUACCAGGAACAUUAUUCUGUAGUGUCAAUAACUUUUACUAUUUUUUAAAGUACAUGUUCUUUUUAAAAACUACAUCUUUUAGUAGUUGACUCUUUUUCUGGUAGGCUUUAAAUCUAGUUCAAUGAGUUUAUUAAUUAUUUAAAUCUAUGCUUUGCAAUUUGUUUAUUCUUCCAGAAGAAUUUCAAUAUAUUUCAGGUUUUAAUAUUA
Molecule: messenger RNA, 1881 nt
Organism: Lagenorhynchus albirostris (white-beaked dolphin)
Lineage: Eukaryota; Metazoa; Chordata; Mammalia; Artiodactyla; Delphinidae
Gene: CUTC
Product: cutC copper transporter
Exons: 10
Coding region: 174-1154 (326 amino acids)
Molecular function (GO): copper ion binding
Source: RefSeq, a predicted model, not a curated record